CGGGAAUUAUUCCUUCCUCCCAGCCUUUGGGGCUCCUUCCUGCUGGCAGGCCAACGGGAGCCGUCGGGCUCGGAAUAACGGCGCGGUGCGGGCGGGCGUUGGGAGCGGCCGGGCCCUGCUGGGCCUGCCCUGCCCUCAGAGCUGCGAGCAGCGCACGGCCCCCAGGCCGCGUCUCUGCCGGCCUGAGGUGGCCGCAGGUUCCGUGGAAAACCUCCGGAGAUCGCAGGAGUAACUAUAAUUUACGCGUGAGCCUUGUUGCUAAGGGAGGCGCGGUGACAAGGUUUGAUUGUCACUCGUGGUGAUUCCAAACCUCUGGCCCGCGAGUCUUUAGACCGCCCUUGGAAAAUUUGGUGAUCAAAAACAUCCCGCAGCGUUUGGAGUUGUUCAUAGCUGGAAGGUGUGUCUCAUCUGUUAGUGAAGAAACUACCUCUUCCCCCAAGAGCGUGUCCAGAAAAGUCAAAAGCUUGAAAGUAACUUUUCCUUAUUCACAGGUUUCUCUUCAUUGUAUUUCCUUUUCCCAUUUGUGGGAGAAGAGCCAUGAAGAACCGUUCCUCAUCUCCCCCUUUGCACGUCCAUGUGGAUGAAAACACCCCUGUCCAUGUCCAUAUUAAAAAGGGGCAGAAAACCACACCUUCAAAAUGCCAGCAAAAGCAGAAACAGAAAUCAAAAGGGGACGGCGUGCGAGCCGUGAGGGUGAAAACUAAGGCCCCUUGGAUACCCCCCGGCAAAACAAGUACCCGUGAUACCAUCUUGAAGUGGGAGGAGUCAGCUGAACGUCACGAAGCUGCACCUAAACCUGAGUGUGAAAGGAUGCAGUCGGUGCUGCGCCUCAGUGACCUCUCCACGGAUGAUGAUGCUGCCACCUGCUGCAAAAUUAACCAAUAUGAGAAGAAGAUAGACAACCUGAUGAAUAUGGUGGGAACACUGAAGAAGGAGGUCAAGAUGCAGAAAAUGGAGGAACAGGAGGAAAUGACAAUGCGUCUCCUGGAGGAGCAGAAGGAAGAGCUGAAUGAGGUCACACAAGAGCUGGUAGACACAGAGAAUGAGAACACUCGGCUCCGCCGCAACAUCGAGCGCAUAAAGGAGGAGAAGGACCUGACUGUGCUAGAGAAGGAGUGCUUGCAGCAGGAGAAGGAGUGUUUGAUGACCAAGCUGAAUGAAGCAGAAAGGGAUGGAGCAGCAGCUGCCAGACAGAUCCACGCCCUGAAAAAUACCAUUGGGAGACUCAAUGUUGAGAAACACAUGAGCAGCACAGAUAUAAAUGCUCUAACAAGACAAAAAGAGCUUCUGCUCCAGAAAUUGAGCACCUUUGAAGAAACCAACAGAACACUCCGAGAACUUCUUGCAGAGCAGCAGUGCCGGGAGAAAGAUGCUCAGAAGGUACUGGAUCGGCAAGCAGUGCUGCUGAAAAGGCUGGCUGACUCAGAUGCAGAGAACAUGCAACUUCAGAUCAGGCUUCAGGGGAAAGAAAAGGAAUUGGAAAGCCUCACAAUUCAGAUAGUGACAGAAAAGGAACAAGCAAAGAAAGCAUAUGAGCUGGCCAAAGCUAUGGAGACUAUGAAAGCCCAUUUACAAGCCCAGCUGCGGAGCAAAGAAGUUGAGAACAACCGUCUGGCCACACAGCUGCGGAAUCUGGAGAUCAGUGAAGCUCAGCUUAAGGAAGAGCUAGAACUUGCCCUGGAACAGCAGAGAGACACGAAGAUGAAGGGGGAUGACGAUAAAGAGGCCCUGAAGAAAGCGAUCCGUGCACAGAAAGAGCGAGCGGAGCGGAGUGAGGAGUAUGUGCAGAAAUUGACUGCCCAGAUAGCAGACAAGGAAAACACUAUUGCUGAGCUCCAGGCCAAUCUCGAGUCCUGGAAGACUCGCUGCAGCAAAGUAGUGAAGGAGAAGGAUGACCUUGAACUGGAAGCCGUUACACUGAACAGCCGUAUUGCAGACUUGAUGGAACAACUGGCAAGGAGCCAGGAAAAGGCACGGGGAGAACACGAAGCUUUGGCAGAUAAAAUGCACCAAAUGACUGGAGAGAACAAUUCUUUGAAGAGAGAUAAUGAAAAACUAAAGGCUGCUCUGAACUCAAUGGAGGACAAGCUGAACCGAGCACAGAUGGAAUUGCAGCAUCUCCAGAACUCUGUGAAGAGCUAUGAAGGGUUGAUUGACACCUACAUGGCACAGGCACAGAAGGCCCGAAAGGAAGCAGAUGAGAUGGCAGCAAGACUGGAGAUAUGUGAAAAAGAGAACCAGACAAUAAGGGAUGAAAUGAGCAAGGAGAUUGAAGAGGCUCGUGAGAAACUCCAGAACCAGCUUGCUGAUCUGGAAAAACUGCCUGAUAUCCUAAAGUAUACUGAGACACAGCUGGCAGAGUGCCAUCAGCAGCUCAUGUGUUACGAGAAGAAGAACACAGACCUGUGUGCCAUGAUUGCCGAUCUCCGUCAGCUGAUUGACCUCCAGGGGGACAAAAUGGAGAUGACAAGAGAGAGAUAUCAGUCUGCCCAAGAGGAGAAAAAGCAACUCACCUUGAAGGUGGAGGAGCUAGAAAGAAAACUAGAGUCCACGAGUGCCCAGAACAUAGAAUCCCUUCAGGUCAUAGCAAAACGUGAGGAGUCGAUCCACCAGUGUCAGCUGCGGCUGGAGGAGAAGAGCCGAGAGUGCAGCUCCCUGGCACGGCAGCUGGAGAUGGCCAUUGAGGAUGCCAAAAGACAAGUGGAACAAGCUCGAGAACGAGCAGUCUCCAGAGAGAGGGCAGCCCAGUCCAAGAUGUUGGAUUUGGAGACCCAGCUGAGCAGGAAUAAGACAGAGCUGAACCAGUUGCAUCGGAGCAAAGAGGAUGCAGAGCGCCGAUACGAGAGCCGCCUCCAGGACCUGCGCGAUCGGCUGGAGCAGUCGGAGAGCACCAACCGCAGCAUGCAGAACUACGUCCAGUUCCUCAAGAGUUCCUACGACAAUGUUUUUAGGGAAAGUGCUUUUCUGGGCUCCCCCAGCCACACUCGCUCUCUUGUCUGAGGGCAAUGCUCUCCUCGCACCUUUUUUAAGCGCACAGAAGGAGCUUUGUUUCAAAAGCCAUAUUGAUAGAGAAAACUGGAUGGCAUUUCUGGGUCACUGUUGGGAGAUUUUUUUAUUGCAGAAUGAGAAAAUAAAAUGAUGUUGGCAUCUGAUCAAAAUGUGGGGUAUCAGCGAUACUGGUUUAAUGCUGGAGGUUGGUGUUACACCAUAAACUGAGCCCCAAAACCAGGUGGUUUUGCAUAUAAUGGAAAAAAAUCCUUUUCUUCCUGUUAGGUCAUGGUGGUUUCAGCUCUUAAAAUCUGUCAGAGGUUUGUUGAGUGUGUUAAUUUUUGUAAGAGCUCUCUUCGUCCUUCACUUCUCAUUCGGUUUCUCUGUUGGGGAGAUCAUGUGGGGGUUUUUUGCUUGCGGGAUUUUUUAAAUAGUUUUUUUAUACUGUUGGUGUGAUGCUGAAAAUAACUGAGGUGCCUGCGCUCUACACUCACCAGAGGUAAUCUACUGCACAGCCACAGUGUUUGUAACAAUUUUAUACCAGAAAUUAUGAGUUUGGUUUGGUUUUUUAUACUUGAUGCCUUUAUACACCCUGAUCCUUAACUUUAUUUGUGAGUGUGAUACUAAUAUUGCUUUAUUCCUCUUACCGUGAUUUUCUGAUCCUGAGUAUACCCACCCAGGGCUGAGCCAAAACAAUUUAAAUCUGAAGGAAAUCAAUGUCACUUCAUUGAGAUCUUGGUGCAAAUGCCAUGUGAGUUCUGGGUCUGCAUGAAAUCCUAACUUUGUUUUAAGCCAACUAAGGUACUGCUGCAGAUAUCCAGCUUCUUCAUCAAAUUCCCCUGCACCUUCUGGAAAAUCAGGUCUUUUGUGCGUCAAAAGUCUCUAAAGUCCGUAUGCUCUCUAGCGUUUUAUUGUUUCUACUAAAUGGUUUUUAGGGGGACAAAAAUAAACCUUGUUUUUGUUAGUCUCUCUUUUGUAUCCUAUUUAUGUGCUAUGUGACGUGGUCAUCGGCAGUAUUUUUUAUAAAAGUUUUCUAAACUAAGUUCGAAAGAUCUGUAACUGCGUGUGUUUAACACUUGAAAAAUUUCAGAAGUGCUGCGGGAGAAACCAAUA
Hirundo rustica (Barn swallow) is the source of this 4101-nucleotide messenger RNA. It is a transcript of the gene ODF2, whose product is annotated as outer dense fiber of sperm tails 2. Bases 538 to 3000 code for a protein of 820 amino acids. The transcript has 21 exons. Lineage: Eukaryota; Metazoa; Chordata; Aves; Passeriformes; Hirundinidae. Gene Ontology annotation, biological process: regulation of cilium assembly. Gene Ontology annotation, cellular component: centrosome. The record is from RefSeq and is a predicted model, not a curated record.